Messenger RNA from Drosophila arizonae, 1020 nucleotides. RefSeq names its product obstructor-E (gene obst-E). Gene Ontology annotation, molecular function: chitin binding. Gene Ontology annotation, cellular component: extracellular region. Lineage: Eukaryota; Metazoa; Arthropoda; Insecta; Diptera; Drosophilidae. The record is from RefSeq and is a predicted model, not a curated record.
CGCGCUCGCUGCUAGCCUCUCCAAACGUACACGUAGUGCCAAAGGACACUACACUUGAAGGAUAACCACUUACACACACACACACACACACACAUAAACGUUCAAUAUGGCUAAAAUUAUUAUCAGUGCUUUGUUGUGUCUGGCCAUGUUUGGCUCGUUGGCCCAAGCAGCAGCUGGCGCUUGCCGUGAGGCGAACGGUACUGCUCCGGUCGCCGGCUCCUGCGACGCCUACAUCGAGUGCAAGAAUGGUGUGGCCGAGGAGAAACUGUGCCCCGACGGCCUGCUCUACAACGAGAAGUCCACCGGCUACCCCUGUAGCUAUCCCAUCGACGUGGAGUGCACUCAGCCUCAGGCUCGUCUGCAGGCGGCCCAGCCCACGGACGAGUGCCCCCAUCAGUUUGGCUACUAUCGCAUGGGAGAUGCGAGCCAUUGUGGCCAGUUCAUGAACUGUGCGGCGGGUCGCGGCUUUGUCUUCGACUGCCCCGAGGGCCUGGCCUGGAACCCAGCCACCUACAAGUGCGACUGGCCCGAUCAGGUCGAGGAUUGCGAUGCUGAGGCCUUCCUCGGCUUCCGUUGCCCACCCCUGGCGCCCAAGUCGGAUCUGCUGGGCGAACAGGAGCAGGACUAUACCUUCCAUCCGUCACAGGAAAACUGCCAGGUGUACUUCAUCUGCAUUGAGGGUCGCCCACGUCGCAUCAGCUGUGGCGAGGACCAGGCCUUCAACCAGGAGCUGAACCAGUGCGACGACAUCGACAACGUGCCCAACUGCAGCAGCGACAUUCGUGCCAAGGGCGCUGAGAUCAAGGCGGCGCGCGCCUCAGCAGCUGCCGGUCGUCGCAAGCUGAACUAAGCGAGCGGGAGGGAGAGCGAAAAGUUGAAUCAGAUUCUAGAUAGGCAAAGCAUGCACAAGGCGCUGCUCGAGUUUUCUAGUCUGUAGUUAAAGGGCGGCCAAUGCCCAUUUAUUGUAUACCUUUUGCCAUUCACAAUAAACAGUUGUCAUUUUUGUACUCAGUUUGUAAA